AUGUUGUGGCAGAGCUUCGACUACCCAACAGAUGUUUUGCUUCCCGGCGCCAAGUUUGGUCGGAACAAGGUCACCGGCUUGAGUCGUUCAAUCAUUUCAAAGAAGAGCCUCACUGAUCCAUGUCUUGGCUCAUAUAGUGUUGAACUAGAAGGCACCAGCGGGAUCGUCCUCAAGCGCCGCAACGACCCUUCCGUAGUGUAUUGGCAAUAUGCAUCAUCUAAACAAUCAUCAUUGAUACUCAAGUCACUGGUAUAUUUGGAUCCUCUGGCCAAACGAUUGAUUAACCCAACAUAUGUUAAUAAUAACCAAGAGGAGUACUACAUGUACACUUGUUUGGAUGAUUCAUCUUCCAUAUUUGCGUCACUAGAUAUCUCUGGUCGGAUAAAACUAAACUUUUGGUCGCAAACCAAACAGUCUUGGGAAACCAUACAUGCCCAACCUUACGAUCCAUGCACUACUCCUGCUCCAUGCGGACCUUUCACAGUCUGCAACAACAAUGCAUAUCGAUUAUGUGAUUGUAUGGAGGGAUUCUCUAAGAAGUCACCGGUGGAUUGGGAGUCUAAUGAUCGGACAGGAGGAUGCAUCCGAAAUACACCACUACAUUGCAGCACUAGUGACAAAAACAUGACAAGUUCAACAGAUGUGUUUCACCGCAUUGCUCGAGUGAAGUUGCCUUACAAGCCCCAAAUAAUAGUCGUUGUUAGCAGUCAAAGAAACUGCGAAGAAGCUUGCCGCAGUUCCUGCUUAUGCACUGCUUAUUCCUUUACCAAUCAACUAUGCUCUAUCUGGAAUGGAGAAUUGCUUAGUGUAAAUCUAAAUUAUGGCACUGAUAAUAGAGCUGAAGAUGUUCUUUACGUUCGCCUUGCCACAAAAUAUUUUCUACCAAGUUUGAGAAAAAACAAAAGAAAACCAAAUGUUGGAGUUAUUUCUGCUGCAAGCAUUAUUGGUUUUGGAUUAAUAAUGCUCAUAGUGUUGUUACUGAUUUGGAGGAACAGAUUCAAGCGGUUUGGUUUGCCUUUAUAUGAUAAUCAAGGCAGUUGUGGAGGGAUUAUGGUCUUUAGAUACACUGAUUUAGUGCAUGCUACUAGAAACUUCUCAGAAAAGCUAGGAGGGGGUGGUUUUGGUUCUGUAUACAAGGGAAUACUAAGUGAUGACAUGACUAGUAUAGCAGUGAAAAGGCUUGAUAGUGCCUAUCAAGGAGAGAAGCAAUUCAGGGCAGAGGUGAGCUCAGUUGGGUUGAUCCAACAUAUCAACAUAGUGAAAUUGAUUGGUUUCUGCAGCGAAGGUGAUAAAAGGCUACUUGUGUAUGAACACAUGUUAAAUGGAUCUCUUGAUGGCCAUCUAUUUAAGAAGGACAAUGGUAAUGUUGGUGUCCUAAGUUGGAACACCAGAUAUCAAAUAACCCGUGGGGUUGCGAGAGGAUUGUCCUACUUGCAUCAUAAUUGUCAUGAAUGCAUCAUACAUUGUGAUAUUAAGCCAGAGAAUAUACUUGUAGAUGCAACAUUUGUUCCCAAAGUUGCAGAUUUUGGGUUGGCAACAUUAGUGGGAAGGGAUUUUAGUCGAAUCCUGACCACAUUAAGAGGAACUGCAGGCUAUAUUGCCCCAGAGUGGCUUAGCGGAGUUGCUAUUACACCAAAAAUUGAUGUUUAUAGCUUUGGCGUGGUACUUUUGGAAAUCUUAUCUGGAAGUAGGAAUUCACAAGAAACAUACAAUACUAGUGAGAGCUACUAUGUCAAAUAUUUUCCAAUUCAAGCCAUCAACAAGCUUCAGGGUGGUGACGUUGGAAGUUUGGUGGACCCAAAAUUACAUGGUGACUUCAACUUGGAAGAGGCUGAACGGAUUUGCAAAGUUGCAUUUUUGGUGCAUCCAAGAUAA
This is a messenger RNA of Triticum turgidum subsp. durum (durum wheat), 1875 nucleotides long. The record is from the annotation of a GenBank genome assembly. NCBI's taxonomy places the organism in Eukaryota, Viridiplantae, Streptophyta, Magnoliopsida, Poales, Poaceae.